AUUAGCUCUGGUGCUGCGUUUUAACACGGCUUGUGCUGGAGUGGCUAACGGGUGCAGGUGGGUGUCCUGGGCAGAAGCCACGGAGCCUGCAUGCUGUCCCUGGAGUAGGAACCUGAGGAUGUGGAAAUUGUAGUUACAGGGCAGCAAGUAGGGAGGGUUCAGAAAUGUGCUCCUGGAGUGAUCGAUGCUACCUGACCUUGGGCAAACACGUGUCUCAGUGGUGUUAGGCAAUGCUGCUGGUAGGAUAAAAACCCCACCACCUCGCUGUGUCUGUCAGCCAGCUGAUGUGAACGGGGCUGUAAGGACAUUCUGUGUUAUUGAAGGAAGGUGUUCUUAUUUGUGUAGUGACUUAUGAUGUCAAGAACUGUAUCGUCCUGGAUCUUAACCUCAGCAAGAAACAGAAUUGUUUUACAAGGAAAAGGACGUUUGUACUCUGUCUGUAUCCCAAACAGAAACAAGAUAAAAUGGAAAUUUGUUUUCUCCAAAACACGUCCUUGCCCUGCUGGGAGCUGCGGCUUAGACAACACCUUCUCCUUAAAAAAAGCAUUCCGACACACUUCCACCGAGGAAGAACAUUUCUCUUUCCAGUUGUCUCCGUCGCAAAUCAAUGAAAUACUCAGAGCCGGCGAAUUAUCCCAUAAAAUCCUGGAUUUGAAUGGUAAAAAUACAAACUCGGUGUUGAGGUUUGAAAGUAACCAGUUGGCAUCCAACGCCCCUAUUGAAGACCGCCGAAGCGCAGCCACUUGCCUGCAGACCCAAGGGAUGAUGUUUGGGGUCUUCGAUGGCCACGCGGGCUCAGCCUGUGCCCAGGCGGUGGGGGAGCGGCUCCUGCACUACAUCGCGGUGUCUCUCAUGUCUCGGCAAACCCUGGAGGAGAUCGAGCUCGCCGUGGAGUGCAUGAAGCCUGUCCUGCCUAUUCUGCAGUGGCACAAGCAUCCCAACGACGUAGAGUAUCGAGAAAUAACCUCACAGUAUUUUGAAAGCCUCCGGGUGUACUGGCAGCAUUUGCUGGACUUAGAAACCGAGCAAGGGUUUAGUUUAGAAGAAGCCCUGAUAUCUGCGUUCAAAAGGUUGGACUCGGACAUAUCACUGGAAGUUCAGGCUCCCCAGGAAAACGAAUUGAUGAGAAAUAUUGCCCUUCAAGUGGCUUUUUCUGGUGCCACAGCCUGCGUUGCUCACGUUGACGGUGUUCACUUGCAUGUUGCAAAUGCCGGUGAUUGCAGAGCAGUUCUAGGGGUUCAUGAAGAAGAUGGAACGUGGUCUACUCUCCCUCUGACCCGGGACCAUAACGCCUUCGAUGAAUUUGAGAUUAGAAGACUGAAGAGAGAACACCCUAGGUCUGAGGAGAAAACCGUGUUUGUGAACGACAGGUUACUGGGGAUUCUCAUGCCCACCAGAGCUUUUGGAGACGUGCAAUUAAAAUGGAGUAAAGAGUUGCAGCACAGUGUUCUCGAGAACAGCUCUGAUGUCGAGGCUUUAAAUAUUUAUCAGUACGUUCCUCCAAACUACCACACACCCCCUUAUUUAAGCGCGGAGCCUGAAGUCACAUACCACAAACUAAGGAGCAAGGAUAAGUUUCUGGUUAUUGCUUCGGACGGACUGUGGGAGUUGCUGAGUAACGAGAAGGUUGUACAACUUGUUGCUGGACACCUUGCAGAGCUCAGUGCUCAGAAACCACAGCUGGCCUUGGAGAAGCCGGUGAAUUUGGGGUACAUGCACAGCUUGUUACUGCAGAGGAAGAACAGAGGCGUUGCCUCUCUUGACCAGAAUGCAGCUACUCAUUUAAUACGGCACGCGAUCGGGAGCAACGAGUACGGGGAGGUGGACCAGGAGAAACUCGCUGCGAUGCUGACGCUGCCCGAAGACCUUGCCAGAAUGUACCGGGAUGACAUCACAGUCACCGUGGUGUAUUUCAAUCCAGAGACAAUCGAAAAUUACUACAGAAACAAUGAGUAGCCACGGGGGCUGCUGCCCUUCUGUGCCACUGGCCAGCUUUGAUACUGAAACCAUCACUGCUUCUCUCUGAUAGUCCCAGUGUUACAGUCUUGGAGGUUUCUACGUCUUUUUGUUACUUACUAGUCUUGAAAAUAACUUUCUAGGAGCGAAUUUGGUGGAAGUUCCCUGGGUUUCCAGGUCUGCACGCACUGAAGAAAAAUGCUUUGAUAGAAGCUGAUUGAAAUGUAACUGAACUAAAAUUGCUGAGCCAGUUCUGAUUCUGUGGGAACCACUGGUAAAACUUUCCAAAUGAACAAACGAGACAAAUUUCACCAAGGCUGGUACAAUUUACUGGAGAGCUGGGUAAUACCUGUAGCUGCCUGGAGUGUAAGAAAGGCUCCGCUCCUGCGGAAAACGAGUAGCAUCCUAUUGAAGCACUGUAAUUGAAUUAAAUAAAUAACUAUCAAACCUUUA
Molecule: messenger RNA, 2409 nt
Organism: Calidris pugnax (ruff)
Lineage: Eukaryota; Metazoa; Chordata; Aves; Charadriiformes; Scolopacidae
Gene: PDP2
Product: pyruvate dehyrogenase phosphatase catalytic subunit 2
Exons: 2
Coding region: 352-1956 (534 amino acids)
Biological process (GO): protein dephosphorylation
Molecular function (GO): protein serine/threonine phosphatase activity; cation binding
Source: RefSeq, a predicted model, not a curated record